This is a messenger RNA of Myripristis murdjan (pinecone soldierfish), 5667 nucleotides long. RefSeq names its product A disintegrin and metalloproteinase with thrombospondin motifs 12-like. Gene Ontology annotation, cellular component: extracellular matrix. The record is from RefSeq and is a predicted model, not a curated record. The transcript is spliced from 24 exons. Gene Ontology annotation, molecular function: metalloendopeptidase activity. Lineage: Eukaryota; Metazoa; Chordata; Actinopteri; Holocentriformes; Holocentridae. Gene Ontology annotation, biological process: proteolysis; extracellular matrix organization. The coding region runs from base 44 to 4891 and encodes 1615 amino acids.
CCUAAGGAUCUUCUCCAGUGUUUUGAGUUUGGUUAGAUGAAAUAUGCAAUGUUCGCAGGAGAGCCGGGUUCUUUUUCUGCUACAUUUUGUUUUCAUUCUGGCAGCCGGCCACGAAGAGUUCUCCGACUCUGGCAGACUUCUCUCCCCCUCUGCAGAAAAAGAGUCAGAUCUGUCCAUCGUCCAUCCAGUGAAAAUCGGCGCAGAUGGCCAGUUCAUCUCUCACUCUCUGUCCCACCACUUCACUGGUGGGCGAGUCAAACGUGACCUGCGACCCCAGGAUUUAGAGGGACGGGUUUAUUACAAGGUCACCUACAAAGGUCGGGUUUUAAUAUUCAAUUUGACAGCAAACAGUCACCUGGUUUCAAAUGACUACAUCCUGGAGAGGAGGACCGGGAGCGCGAACAGGACGGAGCAUCGUCGCUCCGAGGGGAAUUCCUGUCACCUCCUUGGCACCGUGGCAGACUCCGAUGUGCGUGGAGUUGCUGCCAUCAGCGCUUGUCAAGGACUGAGAGGCCUCUUCACCCUGCCAGAGGGACAAUAUUUCAUUGAGCCGGUCCAUAAUUCUCCUAGUGAUCCUGUCGGGACCCCAGAGCCCCAUAUAGUCUACCCCAGAGUCACUACAGAAACACACAGACACAAACGCAGCCCCAAGACCCAGGACACACCCAGCCCCUGUGGAGUUAAAGAUGCUCCAAGAGACUCAGUCCAGGUGGAGAGGGAGAGGGAGGAGUGGGAGAGGGAGCAGCAGCAGCAAGGGGUGGGACAGCCUCAGUCCCGAACCCAGCGCUCUGUCAGCAGAGAGAGGUGGGUGGAGACCAUGGUGGUGGCCGACUCCAAACUCAUCGAAUACCACGGCAGCGACAACGUGGAGUCCUACAUCUUCACCAUCAUGAACAUGGUAGCUGGGAUCUUUCAUGAUGCCAGUAUUGGGAAUGCCAUCCACAUCAUCCUGGUUCGUCUCAUUCUGCUACAUGGAGAAGAGAAAGGGUUAAAGAUUGUUCACCACGCAGACACAACUUUAGCCAGUUUCUGUGCCUGGCAGAAGAACCUCAACCCACAGAGUGACACACAUCCAGCUCAUCAUGACUUAGCUGUGUUGGUCACCAGGAAAGACAUCUGUGCAGGAAUGAACCAGCCCUGUGAGACCCUGGGACUGUCUCACCUGUCUGGGAUGUGCCAACCACACCGCAGCUGCAACAUCAAUGAGGAUUCAGGCCUCCCCGUCGCCUUCACCAUCGCUCAUGAAAUGGGCCACAGUUUUGGUAUCCAUCACGAUGGCCAGGGGAAUGACUGUGAGCUGGAAGGGAGACAUCCCUUCAUCAUGUCCAGACAGCUGAUGUACGACAGCUCCCCUCUCACUUGGUCGCCUUGCUCCAAGGAAUACAUCACACGUUUUCUAGAUCGUGGUUGGGGGUUCUGUCUCGAUGACCGUCCCUCCAAGCGGGACCUCACGACCCCGUUAGCACGCCUUGGUGUCCGCUACACCACGCACCACCAGUGCCAGCUACAGUACGGCCCCAACGCCACCUUCUGCCCUGAGGUUGAUAACGUUUGCCAGAUCCUUUGGUGUUCGGUGAACGGCUCCUGUCGCUCCAAACUGGACUCGCCGAUAGACGGCACUCGCUGUGGACCUGAGAAGUGGUGCAUCUCAGGGGAGUGUGUGAUUGUGGGUAAGCUGCCAGAGACGGUGAAUGGAGGCUGGGGACAGUGGAGCACCUGGUCUCACUGCUCCAGGACAUGUGGAGCCGGUGUCCAGUCAGCAGAGAGGGAAUGCAACAACCCCAAACCGGAGUUUGGAGGAAAAUACUGUACAGGGGAAAGGAAGCGCUAUCGCACUUGUAACACAAAGCCGUGCCAGCAGAAUAAGCCCACCUUUAGAGAGAUGCUGUGCAGUGAGUUUGACACCGUUCCUUACCAGAAUCAGCUCUACCAGUGGAUCCCUGUGGCUAAUCCAGUGAGCCCCUGUGAGCUGCACUGUCGACCGGUGAAUGAGUAUUUUUCGGAGAAGAUGCUUGACGCUGUGACAGACGGCACUCCAUGCUUCAUGAACAACAACUCAAGAAACAUCUGUGUCAACGGAGUGUGCAAGGAGGUAGGCUGUGACUAUGGCAUAGAUUCAAAUGCAGUAGAAGAUCGCUGCGGAGUCUGUUUGGGAGAUGGGACAAGCUGUGAAACGGUCUAUAAGACGUUCGAUGGAGGAGAAAGCUUUGGGUACGUGGACGUGGGUGUGAUACCUGAGGGGGCGCGAGACAUCCUGGUGCAGGAAGUGGAGGAGGCAGGUAACUUCCUGGCUCUGAGGAGUCAGGAGUCAGAGGACUACUUCCUCAACGGUAAUUACAUCAUCCAGUGGAACGGGGAGUAUGAGGCCGGCGGGACGACGUUCUUCUACGAACGCAGCGGGAACAUGGAGAACCUCACCGCGCCUGGACCCACCAAACACCCAGUCGUGAUCCAGUUGCUGUAUCAGGAGAAGAACCCAGGUAUAAAGUACGAGUAUGUCGUCAAGAAGAGCCGAGAGACAGGAAAUGAGGUCAUUGAACCUCUUUACGGGUGGAGACACGGGGCGUGGACAGACUGCAGCACCACGUGUGGUCUUGGUGAGCAGCUUCAGCCGGUGCGUUGCUUUGAGAUGGAUGUGGGUGUUGUGGAUGAGUCUCUGUGUGACCCAGACAGUCGCCCGGAGGACCGGCACCGCAAGUGCAAGAACAUGGAAUGCCCUGCAAGGUGGUGGGUGGGGGGCUGGCAGCAGUGCACAGCCACCUGUGGCUCAGAUGGAGUGCGAAAGCGAACGGUGCUCUGUGUUCGAACGGUGUCAGGGGAGGAGAGGGUGCUCCACCCGGUGGAAUGCAAGCAUCUCCUUAAACCCAAACCUUUGGUGCCAUGCAACAGAGAUGUUCCCUGCGGGCAGGACUGGGCUGUUGGUUUAUGGGAAGAGUGCCCAGUAUCAUGUGGAGGAGGCGUUCGCUCUCGGACAGUUACUUGCACGUUAGCACCCAAAUCAACCUGCGACCUCUCAACCAAACCCCGGUCCCGAUCACUGUGCGCUCUGCAGAGCUGCCCCAACUCAAGUCUCCGCAGACGACCUGGGCCUCCGCCGAAAUAUCGCCGCAUCUAUCCACCAAGGAACACCACCACCACCAGGCGUCCUGUCUCACCUACCUGGGCUCCCAGGAGCACCACUGCUACACCUACACCUACACCCACUGUCACCGUGAGGGAGGAAACAACCAGCAGGCAAACUACAGCUGCUUUCAUCCCUGCAACCACAUCUGUCACAACCCCUGAGAUCACAACGCCUGAAAUUAUAGACGCAGAUGAUUAUGAGUUCAAUGUCAUAGUGAGAAGAAAGGAAACUAAGGAAGAUAAGGGAGGAAACUCUUUCCCUGAUGAGGUAGAUGUAAAACGGACUGAUGCAGGAAAGACAGAAGUGGAAGAGGAGGAGGAAGAGGAUGGAAGCACACCAAAUGUUGUGGUGUACACUCCAGGUUAUGACUAUGUUGUUGAAGAUAGGACAACAGAGGAGGACGGCAUUACUGACCUGGAUGCUGUUACCACGGCAACUUCCCUCCGAACACCCAUUAAAUCGCUCACCACCACAGCAUCACCACAUACACUCAUUACUGCCCCUGCUUUACAGACAAGCCCACAUACGGCACACACAACCAGAGCACCCACUACACACACCUACUCCACCCCACACACCACUACAGAUAUGUGGGCUAAAACCACACGCCACUAUCCCCUCUUCAACCCUAACACCACCCCUUCCAUCAGUCCGUACGGCCGCUGGACACUUCCUCACGCCACUCCAACACCCAAAAAGCACUCCGCCCCGGCAAAAGCUCACUACCACACAACACGAGCCCCCACCCCGACUACUGCAAAAAAGACAUUCAGCACUGCGGCGGCACCCCAGUCCACAGUGAAAAUCAUCAAACUGAAGAAACUCGCCGACAAUCCCAAAAAAAACAGCUCUCAUUCUAAAAAGCCCUCCCCCCGUUCCAAAAGCCCCACCCACCGCUCCAAGAACCAGAACCAGAGAGCAGGAAGCCCCGGGGUCAGCGCCACUGGUGACCAGAGCAACCUGAUGGCCAGAGAGACGGUUAGCAUGGAUGUAUUCUGGAUAACUGGAAACUGGAGUGAGUGCUCUACAUCCUGUGGGAUUGGUGCGGUAUGGAGGACGGUCAUGUGCAGCUCCCAGAAUGAUGAGGACUGUGCCAACAUUAAGAAACCUGAGCCGGCUCGUACCUGCCACCUACGGCACUGCGCCACGUGGUUAAGCAGCAACUGGAGCAAGUGUCCAGAGGACUGUGCAGUGGUGGGAAGGAGGCAGCGUGAUGUCCAGUGUGUGGAUUCCCAGAAUAAACGCCCUCUCAGACCUUUCCACUGCCAGGCCCUGUCCAGCAGACCCCCCAGCACCAUGUCCUGCCCCCUCAGACCCUGCCUGACCUGGAGAACGUCACCCUGGGGACCGUGCUCUGGGAGCUGUGGCGAGGGAGUCAGGGAGCGGCUGGUGUACUGCCCAGAGCCUCAGCGCUGUAGCGCCCCGCGGAGGCCAAACAGCACAGAGCCAUGCCAGCUAAAGCCCUGCACAAACUGGGAGCCCCAGGACUGGGAGGAGUGCUCUGUGAGUUGUGGUGGGGGUCAGCAGCAGCGUGAAGUCAACUGUGUGAGUAAGGGGGAUUUGGCUGUAAUGCCAAACAGCCUCUGUGAGAAGAUUUCCAAACCAGAAACACUCAGGAAGUGCAAUAUGCAGGAAUGCAAGAGCAGCACAGGUCCAGUGUGCAGAAAGAACAGCAUGUCCUCUCGCUUCUGUGACAAGCUGAAGCUGUUGGGUCGCUGCUCCCUCAGGUCGGUCCAGAGACAGUGUUGUGUCACCUGCGGGCCGUAGCCAGGGUAACACACCCUCACACACCACCAUGGACACAUUCAAUGUACAAUAAUACUUACUCUCAUGCAGCACUACAGUCAUCCAUCCAAAAACAGAGUAGCUCAUGUUCACAUGGUGCUGCUCUAAACAAAGGUGCUAACAACCACCUCAUCACCACAACUUCAUUCAACACUGGUAAUCCUCACAAAAUAAACUGGGUCGACUGAAUUUUCUUCCAUCAUUCUCCUUGUUUUCCAAGGAAUAUUUUGCAAGGAAACAUACAAUAAUUGCGAAAGAAAGCUGGAGAAAAUUCCAAACACUGGUGGUCAAUACACAUUUUGAGUGCAGCUAGUUUUAGAGGUUUACUGCUCAUCGAUCCAUGACGAGGUGAGCACUCCAGAAAAAAAAACAAAUGUUAUUCAUAAUUAAAUUACUGCUUUCAUUAUUUCUCUCUGAGCGUAAAACACCUUGCAUACUGCUGUAGUCCCCUGCCAAAUGCAGAUUAAAAUUUUAAUCAUACAAACAUUUCUUGGAGAUAUUCGGUUUAUUCACACAUAUCGGAUUACUGAUCCGGUGCUAAUUGUCUCAUUAAAAAUGUUCUUUAUCAUUUGAAAAAGAUCCAAUUCUAAUCUGCAGCAUUUAUUUCACUAAUUAACUUCCCUCAAAGGAGCAUACCAGCCCUAUUUUGUCUUUCUGUUAACGGUCGUGAUCUCAUGUGUCACAAAUUUGGUUUUGCAGCUUAAAAGUCAAGGCUAACACCACCCACGUCACUCACAUUCAAAAACGAGAAAUUGAAA